CACGGUUUGGUCGUGUGGAUAAUAAGAUGAAGAUGAGGCUUCUGAGGCCGUGAAUGAUCGCGUCUAAUCUCUUAUCCCCAUCUCUCUAUAUAAAAUAUCUCUUGGUUUACCCAUUUAGCUUAACUUUAUUAACACUAUCGACUACUUUUAUCUUUAAAAAACUCCACCCCCCCUUCUUCUUCUCCUCAAAACUCACUCGGAGAACCUCGACUUGUAGCGCAGAUGAGCAUCCUGAACCAUUCCAUCCCCACGAAUGGGCAACCACUGUUACCUCCCAAGUCUUCAGCGGCUCAGGAUGCAUCCCAGCAUCUGUCAAUGGCUCGAUCCUCCCAAGCAGCACAUUGGAUGAAAUCAUCCGAGCCCGAUCCCUCGGCGAGAUCCUCCCUGGUCGUCUCAAGCAGAGAUGUUCCCAGGACUACAGGAUCAGUUUCCAGCGAAGUCUUUCAGAAUGGCUCCUUCGAAAGUCUGAAAAUACCCGAUAUGGACCUUGAGCCCGCGGCCGAAAGCUUCCUAUGCUCCCUUUCGGAGAACGAAAAGUUCGUUCGCAUAUUUGAUCAUAGUUCUUCGUCUCAGAUGAAUGUUGUGCUCUCAGUAUCUGUUUCUUCGGCGGUGAAGCUUGACAGCAGACAGAUUGAGCUAAUAGCCAGAAAAAUGCAGAAACUGACCGGGUUCAGAAACCUGAAGUUGGAGAACAUCGUUGAUCCCUCGCUUAUUGCUGGAUUCACAAUAAGCUAUUGUGAUGAUGAGUCCGAUGUGAUCGAUCUCAGCGUGAAAGGGCAGUUGGCUUCUCUAGCAGCUCGUGUUGAGUCCUCAGAGCGAAUAAUAGCGAAUAAUGCGCAGAGUUGGAGUUCAUAGCGUUGUGCAUCCCGCAAAUAUUGUUACUGUUUUUGAUUCGGAGUUUUUGGUUACAGUGACUUAUAUAUAUGUAUAUGAAAUGCAUGCAUAUGAGAAGGCUGUAAAAAGGUUUUUCCGACGGUUUGAUAGUUAAGGCUUGUAUGAUGCUAUAUACCGCAAUUUCUUAUGCUCUACUCUA
Messenger RNA from Asparagus officinalis (garden asparagus), 1033 nucleotides. RefSeq names its product ATP synthase delta chain, chloroplastic. The transcript has 2 exons. Lineage: Eukaryota; Viridiplantae; Streptophyta; Magnoliopsida; Asparagales; Asparagaceae. Gene Ontology annotation, cellular component: chloroplast thylakoid membrane. Bases 223 to 855 code for a protein of 210 amino acids. Gene Ontology annotation, biological process: photosynthetic electron transport in photosystem I; photosynthetic electron transport in photosystem II; proton motive force-driven ATP synthesis. The record is from RefSeq and is a predicted model, not a curated record. Gene Ontology annotation, molecular function: proton-transporting ATP synthase activity, rotational mechanism.